CGUUUCGUCAAGAUGGCGGCCCCCUGUGUCAAUGUUUAACAUUUUAGGUCGUGUGUUACGGUAUAUUUACUGGACAUUUUAUAGGAUACAUCAAAGGGUAUAAGUAUUAAAUUAAGUAGGGUGAUAACGUUAUGUCUAAUACUUAUUUCAGUUAAUGUGACUGUCGACAGCGAUAAUGAUAUCCAGCAUAAUAACAUUAGAUUCUGUAAAUAUGGAUGGAUAGCUAGUUAACAGUUACAUAUCUAAUUUAAUCGGUUAAUGUAAUUUUCCUGCCGCCGUUUAGUUUAUUUAUUUAAUCGACUUAGCUAUAUAUACUAGCUUGUGUCAAGCUUGGUUAUAGACCUCUCAAGGGUUUGCUUGAUAUUUGUUUAAACUUUAAUUAGUAAAAGACCUUCAGCUGUAAAAAUGACAGUAAUUUGGUCUCGGUUCUCGUGCAUUGUUUUGCUAAACCGUGGACAGAGGAACAUAAGUCUUUUCUCCAACACAACGCCUUCUAAUUGGAAUAAAGUGGUCUCGGAUGCAGAGAAAAUCGUGGGUUAUCCGACUUCUUUUAUGAGCCUACGCUGCUUGCUGAGUGAUGAACUCAGUAAUGUAGCAAUGCACGUGAGGAAACUGGUUGGAACAAAACACCCGUUACUCAACACUGCAAGGGGCUUCGUCUAUGACAGUAGAAACAACCUUCAGAUGAGGGGUCUGGUCGUCCUACUGAUGUCCAAGGCAGCCGGUCCCAGCCAGCACACAGCCUCAGACCUCCUCCCCCAGGACAUGGUCAGUGGCAUCUACCCCAGCCAGCGGAACCUGGCUGAAAUCACAGAGCUCAUCCACACGGCUUUCCUGGUGCACCGUGGGAUUGUCAACCUCAAGGAGUGGACCAACUCAGACGGACCCCUGAAGGACAUGCAGUUUGGAAACAAGAUGGCCGUUCUCAGUGGGGACUUCUUGCUCGCUAACGCCUGCACCGGACUGGCCCAGCUGAACAAUACUAAGGUUGUGGAGUUGAUCUCAAGUGCCAUUGGUGACUUGGUGCAGGGAAUCUACCAUGAGAUGCCCAACAGUUUGGAGGACAAGAGCCUGACUGAUGACAUCAACAUGGUUACGUGGGAGGAGCAGAGGUUCUUGUCCCAUGGUGCCUUGCUGGCGAAAAGCUGUCAGGCAGCAAUGGAGCUCGCCAAACAUGACAAAGAUGCCCAAGGACUGGCCUACAAAUACGGCAAGCAUCUAUCACUGGGCCACAAGUUGAACUCUGACCUGCAGCCAUUUGUGAAGAACAGUUCAGCAGGCCCAGUAACAUUCAGUUUGAACUCUGCUCCUGUGGUUUUCCACCGGCAGAUUGUGGGGCAGGAGAGAUGGCGUUAUCAGCUGCAACAGGCAAAACCUAUUGGAACUAUUGACUAUACAAAGCUGCGGUCCAUGAUCAAGUUGGAGGAAGGUGUCACCUCAACAAUUGACCUGUGUCAUUACCACGGUAACAAAGCUCUGGAGUCCAUCCAGUGUUUCCCUUCCUCUGAGGCACGCUCAGCUUUGGAGAACAUCGCUAGCACUGUCACAAAGUUCUGACCCCCCCAUUACCCUGUGUCCUCAGGAUGAAUUGCACAAACACACAAAAACAAUCUUUGUUCUAUUUAAGCCAAUCAGUGAGCAGAACUCAGUCCUGUAGACGUUUACCAGAAAUGAAACUACAGAUUGACAUUUAACGGUUUGCUAUUAAAACAGUUCCCAUCAAGUC
Messenger RNA from Oncorhynchus masou masou (cherry salmon), 1726 nucleotides. Its product is annotated as all trans-polyprenyl-diphosphate synthase PDSS2-like. The transcript has 8 exons. The record is from RefSeq and is a predicted model, not a curated record. Gene Ontology annotation, cellular component: transferase complex; mitochondrion. Gene Ontology annotation, molecular function: prenyltransferase activity. Gene Ontology annotation, biological process: ubiquinone biosynthetic process; isoprenoid biosynthetic process. NCBI's taxonomy places the organism in Eukaryota, Metazoa, Chordata, Actinopteri, Salmoniformes, Salmonidae. Bases 406 to 1557 code for a protein of 383 amino acids.